This is a messenger RNA of Spizellomyces punctatus DAOM BR117, 1946 nucleotides long. RefSeq lists its product as uncharacterized. Gene Ontology annotation, molecular function: translation initiation factor activity. The transcript has 6 exons. Bases 102 to 1724 code for a protein of 540 amino acids. The record is from RefSeq and is a predicted model, not a curated record. Lineage: Eukaryota; Fungi; Chytridiomycota; Chytridiomycetes; Spizellomycetales; Spizellomycetaceae. Gene Ontology annotation, cellular component: eukaryotic translation initiation factor 3 complex; cytoplasm. Gene Ontology annotation, biological process: translational initiation.
AGGAAAAAACCACUGGUUAAGACUUGGGCAUUUGGCAAGUUUUGGCGGCCUGGGAUCAUAUAGAACUUUGCACUCUUCAAAGCAGCUGCGAAGAGGUCAAUAUGUACCAAGAACCAUAUGACGAGGAUGAAGUCCGCGCCGACGAGGUCGAGCUGCCAACAGUAUAUGCGGGUGACGAGUAUGCCGAAGAGGAAAUAGACUAUCAAACCGAAGGUCUCCCCGCUUUUGCGCCGGAAAUCCAGAUCCCUGAGCUUGUCCGUAACUUCAUCCUUCACUUUCACCGAAAUGUCACCGAGCGGAAUGUCUGGGAUCUCCACGCGAUUUACGAAAAUGGGUGGAACAAACUCACAGAAAAGUUCUAUCCGAAGACCGCAUGGCCAGACCCAGAGGCGAUUGCCGGACUUGUGAACGAUGAUCCUGUUUUCUUGAUUUUGUAUAAGGAGUUGUACUACCGCCACAUCUACUCAAAAAUGACACCAACCAUCGAAGACCGCAUCGCGUCCUACAGCAACUACUGCGACCUAUUUAACUACAUUUUGAACUCAUCGACGGAACCGAGUGAUCUUGAGCUCCCUAACCAAUGGCUGUGGGAUAUUAUCGAUGAAUUCAUCUACCAGUUUCAGUCCUUCUGCAUGUACCGAAGCAAAGUGAAGAACAAGAGUGAGAUCGAGAUCGAGCUUUUGAAAGAGCGACCGGACGUCUGGAACGUCCACAAUGUGCUGAAUGUGCUCUAUUCGUUGAUUCAAAAGUCGCGCAUCAACGAACAGUUGCUUGUUAGCAAGAACGGAGGGGAUAUGCUGGAGGCGGCUGGCGAUUUUGGAUCCCGUCCUUUGUACAGGCUUCUCGGCUAUUUCUCAAUCAUCGGACUCCUGCGUGUGCAUUGCUUGCUAGGAGACUAUGUCCUUGCCUUGAAGACCAUGGAGAAUGUCGAGCUCAACAAAAAGGGUUUGUUUGCUCGUGUUACGGCGUGCCAUGUCACAACCUACUACUACGUUGGAUUUGCGUAUAUGAUGAUGAGAAGAUAUUCGGAUGCCAUCAAGGCAUUUGCCCAUAUCCUCCUCUUUGUUUCGCGAACGAAGCAGUACCACACCCGAUCCUAUCAGUUUGAAGCCAUUUCAAAGAAAAGCGAACAAAUGUACGCUCUUCUGGCGAUGUGUGUGGCCCUCUCGCCCCAACGUAUUGACGAAAAUGUGCACACAACGAUGAGGGAAAAAUACGGUGAACAGUCGAUGAAGAUGCAACGAGGCGAAGAGGGUCUGCCAACCUUCGAAGAGCUCUUCAACUUUGCCUGCCCCAAAUUCAUCUCACCGGUCCCGCCGGACUACGAAGUUGCGGUCAAUGCUUCGCACGAACCAACCCGCCAUCAGCAGAGGAUCUUCAUGGCGGAAGUCCGCACUCAACUCCUGGUGCCUACCAUCCGAUCAUUCCUCAAGCUCUACACUACCCUCGGAGUUGAAAAGUUGGCGGCUUUCUUAGAUCUCCCCGUCGAUGAAGUACGGACACAACUCUUGGUAUUCAAGCACAAGACGAGACAAAGGCGUUACGAAAGCGGAAGCGUGCUUGAAGGAGAUUUUGGCCCUACAACCGAUUUAGACUUUUAUCUCAAACAAGAUUUGAUUUACAUUGCGGAAAGCAAGCAAGGCCGCAGAGUGGGCGAGUGGUUUAUCAGACAUAUUAACAAAUUUGAAGAUAUCGUAUCGAACAUGGAGAAACGGCACGAAUAAGUGAUUCUGUAUAAAUGUAAUUUUUAAAAAAUGCAUACCACUAUAGCACCAAGUGUCGGUCUGUAUAUUGUUAGUGACCGACGUGUGGGCCGUAGUAUGAAAAACGGCGUGUGUUAAUGAGCAGCGCUGAACGCAGCUGCGAGGUGAUCAAAGCGCUCUUUCGAUCCUGCAGUUUCGUCGUCGGGCUAACGUAACCAAAUCCGAAAUAAAUAAAUCAAUGCG